UUUAAAGACUCUUUGAACUCGGGAGAGACGAGAUGAACACCUUCCUCUUUGUUAGACAUCAGGAAGUGAUGCAUACACACGUAUGUUUAGUAAGUUGGAUUUCCCCGCAUCAGUCAGUGUGCAGCGAAGGAUUAAUGGGAUAGGCUACACGUAUAAUGGGAUACAUGUCAACUGAUCUGCCUGAGGUGCUUUGCUGAACAUUUAAACCUGAGUUCAGCACAGUUGUGCAUGAGCCAUUAUCCUCAAUCAUGUCAGAUUUGAAUGACAACAUAAAUUUCUUGAAAGAAUCUGUGUUAAAGAGACUCUGUGAGUCUCUUGAUAAGGCCAACAAUAAGGGAUGGCGAAAACUGGGGGAGAUUGUGAAAAGUGACAGCCGAUUCAAAGUGAGUCUCAAUGACAUGGACAUGUGUUCACUGAAGGCUUUGGAGGCGGAAGGUAGUCCCUCCCGCACUCUGCUCAAACUCAUUGGAGAUCAAGGAUGUAAGUUGGGUGAACUGGUUGAGUUUCUACAUACUAUGGGUCAUACGGAUGGGCUGCAGUUCCUUAAACCUCCAGGAAUUCAAAUCCUCAUCCAGCCGCAGUCAGUGGCUGUCAUUGCCGGACAUAACCUCCGUCUCAGCUGUUGUGCUGUUGGUGCUUCGAAUGUGCAGUUUCAGUGGUUUAAGAAAACAGAAGAGGUACAUAACAGCUCUUCCCCAGACCUGGUGUUCAGCCCAGUCCAGGUCAAAGAUGCAGGGUUUUACAUCUGUAGAGUGAACUGUGGAAACACAUGUGAGUUCAGUCAGUGGGCCCAAGUAGACGUCCUUGAUGUUCCACCAAGAUAUGGACUAGUGUCUUUGGCAUCAGAGGGCAGACCGAGGGUCCUGAUCCAGCCUCAGCCUCAAAGGCUGCUGGUGGGUGAUAUACUCUAUCUGGAGUGUGGAGCAAUUGGCAGACCCCUACCACAAUAUCAAUGGUACAGAAAUGGGGUGCCAAUCAUAAAAGCCAACAAGAGGAAGUACACUGUCAAGAAUUUGUUGCCAGAGCACCAGGGAAGAUAUCGCUGCGAGAUCUGCUGCACUAAUGAACGAACGUGGAGCAAUGAAGUCGAUGUUGUUGUUACUGAAAAUCCUUGCCAUUCUGAAAUGAAAGAUCCAAGAAUAUCUCUACAAAUUUCAGGAGCAAUGGAGUGCUCUGAAGAUGACUUUCUGACUAUUGAGAAAGAUUACAAUCUUGAGAAACCUUAUGCUACAGACAAAGUGGCCCUUCUGAUCGGUAACCUCACAUAUCGAAACCACCCACAGCUGAAGGCGCCCAUGGUGGAUGUGUACGACCUCACUAAUCUGCUGCGGCAGCUCAACUUUAAAGUGGUGUCUCUGCUGGAUCUGACCGAGUCAGAGAUGCGGAACGCCGUGGAGGAAUUCCUGUCUCUGCUUCAUAAGGGAGUUUAUGGUUUGUUGUAUUAUGCUGGACACGGUUAUGAGAACUUUGGGAACAGCUUCAUGGUGCCCGUGGAUGCCCCAAAUCCAUACCGCUCAGGCAACUGUCUCUGUGUUCAGAGCAUUCUGAAACUGAUGCAGGAGAAGGAGACUGGACUCAAUGUCUUCCUCCUGGAUAUGUGCAGGAAAAGAAAUGUACAUGACGACGCCAUGCCAAAUGUCAUGCUCAAAGUUACAGCCAAUAUUGUGUUUGGAUAUGCAACUUGCCAAGAUGCUGAGGCUUUUGAAUUGAGUUCAAGUGGGUUCACCAAUGGAGUCUUUAUCAAAUUCCUGAAAGAGCGCCUCCUAGAGGAUGAGAAGAUAACUGUUCUGCUGGACAGUGUGGCUGAAGAUAUGGGUCAGUUUGACCCCACAAAGGGUAAGCAGGCUCUCGAGAUCCGCAGCAGCCUGUCUGAGAGACGAUCCCUCACCGAUCCCAUCCGCCCCGGGGACUACUCCCAUCCAGCUGAGGCACACAACCUGCUCUGGUCUAAAGCGCAUGAACUGCCGGAGAGUAAAAUUCUGGACUUUGACUGUGGAGUUCAGAUAAAAAUGGACUUUGCUGCUGAGUUUUCCAAUGUGCUGGUCAUCUACACCAGCAUUGUGAAAAAGUCAGAGGAGAUGCUGUCAUGCCAGGCGCACAUAACUAACCUUCCUCUGGACCUGGAUGUAGACCCUAAGCUGAUGAAUAAGGAAACUCUGGAAGAAACGGGAAGCUUCUUGCUUUCAGGCAGUCUUCCUCAGCACUGCCUCUACACCAGACUCAGCUCAGUGCAGAAACUCAAGGAGGAACUAGCUUUCACUGUGUGCCUUCAAGUCCAGUUUAACUGCCUAGAUGACCUGGUCCAGUGGAACAUGGACGUCAACAUCGGCAAGCCCCUCACCGCCAAACUGGAUCUCAACCGCCCCACCAGGAAGAACAGCUGCCAGCUGACGUGUCCCAUGCCGCACAGUCCCUCGACCAGCCCCAGCCACAGUCCCGCGUCUGACCGUCGCUUCACCCAGCAGUACGCCAACCCCUACCUCAACGUCUGCGAGCCUCUCCACGGAGCUGUGGGGGGUUACGGGGACUUUCGAUUGCACGGUGACCAUACACAUGAAUACGAGAACAUGCCAUGCUCACCCUUCCUGAACCCACUGAGCAUUCCCAUUGAGACCACUGAUGACAUUGAUGACAUGCAGAAUGAGUUCAUGAAUAGUUUGCAACUCUAUAACAAUCCUUGAUUGAGUACAGAUGAAGAUUCAGAUGAACACAAACGAAAAUGUUUAGAAUAAUAAUCCAACUCUUUGAGUUCAUAAUGCAAGUGGAUGGGACCCUCAAAGCGGAUGCUUCAAAAAUCACAGAAAACAAACACAAUGGUAACCCUUAU
Pimephales promelas (fathead minnow) is the source of this 2827-nucleotide messenger RNA. RefSeq names its product MALT paracaspase 1 (gene malt1). Gene Ontology annotation, molecular function: cysteine-type endopeptidase activity. Lineage: Eukaryota; Metazoa; Chordata; Actinopteri; Cypriniformes; Leuciscidae. The record is from RefSeq and is a predicted model, not a curated record. Gene Ontology annotation, biological process: proteolysis.